AGAGUGACGUUUAGUUUCGUUUGUGUUUAGUUUUGUUUUUUUCAAAAAGUGUGAAAUUGUAGAAAGUGUUAUACAUUGUGAGUUUCCUGAUAAGACAAUAACAAAUCAAAAUCGGUUAUAAAUUGAAUAAAUAUAACAUAUGAAGUUCUGUAUUACGACAUUUUCGCGCCAAAAAGUGAUAAAAUUUAUAAUUGUUAUUGUUUUUACCAUAUUAUAUUGUGCACUAUGAAAGUAAGAUACGUGAUAUUAUUACAAUCUAUAAAGACACGUUAGGUGAUCGGGUAGAUUUUGAAUCGAUGUUGAGGCAAAAUAUAGCCCACCCUCCUAAACCGGCUAAAGUGGGGUCCCCCGCCCUCCGUAGGAGAAGUAAGGGUAGACAAAGGGUAGUCACCCCUAUUCGGAGGGGAGCUCGAGCCUUGGGCGACCGCCGUUGGUAGGGGAAGGGAUUACUAUUUCAAGUUCUUUUUUUUACUUUCUAACGGGUCGCGCAAGUGUGGGAAACUUUAGUUGUGACUUUUACUUCGUUCGUUUUUCUUAGUGAUAUAUUAAGUAAAGGAAGUUUGUUUUCUCAUGGAAAAUCGUAUUGAAAUUACAGAUUCAAACUCUAUGGAGUUGAUGGUGAAAAAACAUUUAUUAUCAAAGAGCAAGCUAGCGACCAUACAACACGGAGACGAAGGGACUCAAUUUACAUGUGUAGAGUGUUCUGCUCAGUAUGAUGACAAGGAAAAAUUAGAAUUGCAUCUGUUUUCACAUUACCAUACAUACAGGUUCUUGUGUGGAGUGUGUGGAACUGGACUCAAACGCAAGGAACAUUUAGAUAGACACAUGCAGGAACACACGGAGUAUAGACCGCAUGUCUGUCCCGAGUGCGGGAAGGGAUUCAAGCGUAAAGAACAUCUUAAUAUACACAGCUCAAUUCACAAAGGAAAUAAAAACUUAGCAUGCUCUCUCUGCCAUAAAACAUUUUACCGUAAGGACCAUCUCCAAAAGCAUUUACAGACACAUAAUAAACACUUUAUGGAGGUUAAUAUUAACCCAGUCAGUGAACAGGAAUUGGAUAUUAAACAGGAGCCAGAGGAGUAUGAUGAACUCCACCCGAUCAUUACAAGUGUAACUGGCAACGCACACAGUGAAUCGUCUCUGGAGAUGGACGAUACAAGUGAAUCAACAGACCAGGCCAGCAACAAUUCUAUAGGUCCUAUGAUAUUUGAUAGCACGAGGCCCUUCAUGUGCCCAGACUGUGGGAAGAGUUACAAGAGGAAGGACCAUCUCAAGAUACACAGCUGGACUCAUAAGAAAAAGGAGGUUCUAUGCGGUCAGUGCGGGAAGGCAUUUCACACGGCUGAUCAGAUGUUGGUUCACGUUAACUUGGUCCACCUCCGAGCCCAUGAAGCCAAUAACGAAGGUGUGAUGCAGCUACGAGCGCUGCUGGGGGACCAGAUAGACAUCGAAGUGCUCAAUGAGGCUCCCUCCUUACUCGUACCGAGGAAGAAGCCAUCUCCAGAGAACCGCCCUCACGAGUGUCCCGUUUGUCACCGCAAGUUUAAGAGAAAACAGCAUCUUAAAAUACACGCCAAUGUUCAUCUCAAGCAGACGACGGCGGCGAAUACCGUCUGGUGUUCGCUUUGUAAUGAAGGUUUCUCCGAUAACGCAAUGUUCGAAAGCCACAGUUGCCAGUGGUCGGGCCAAGACUACGCAGAGAACGGCGAAUACGAGCAGGCGCAGUUCAGCUCGUCGCACGACACUAAGAAAGAGAAUAACCCGAUCGAAUUCGUUGAGGUAGUGGUUAAUGAAACAAAUGACCUCCAAGAGGAGGCGAACAUCCCGAUUCCGCGACGCGUGUUCGUCUGCAAGUUCUGCUCCAAGCCCUUCAAGAGGAAAGACCACUACAAGAUACACCUCCAUAUACACACCGGCAUCAAGUCCUUCUUCUGUCCCGACUGUGGAAAGGGUUUUUAUAGAAAGGAUCACCUUCAGAAACACAUGAUCGUACACGCCAAGUUCAAAACGAAACCGCGACCCAAGAAGGAGAUCCCUGACCUGUUCCCUAUCGACAUGUUAGCGAAGAAGGACGUUAAACCCGAGAUCACUAUACAUGCUCCGUCUAACACAAAGCUGCGUGUGCCGCUGCAGAUCAAGGUGCCGUACCAGAUGGUGGUGUCGCUGGACAACGGCGAGCGACGCGCCGUCACCGUCGACCCGCAGGCCGACGCCUAGUGCCGAGUGGCGGCGCCACUGAACUACUGACUACCAUCCGAACGAGCCCUUGAGAGAAGACAUUACUGUCUUUUGGUGUCGUCACUUGUCGUCCAUAGUAUAGAACAUUUUGACCCAGGCCGAGAUGCGUAAUGCCUAAAUGAAGAUGUCUUCGAAUCUUAAUACAAUAUAGCAUAAUGAUGUGAUUUUUUAUUAGCUUUUAUAUAUAUUUCAUUUAUUAUUACUAGAAGAAUUUAGACAGAAGUGUAGGUCUCUCAGUAAUUCCACAUUCGAGAAUACCAAAAACUUUCUGGUGAAAAAAUCCACUUGUAGGCAUAGUGAAAUGAUUUGCCCAGCAACGAGUAGGUAGUUACGCUUAUGACGAUUACGAACUUAACUUUGGCUAAUUACAUUUUAAUAACGUUUAAAUUGUAAUGGUCGUUAGUACAACACAAAUCUUGUAACACUACGCGUGUAGUAUUAUUCAAAGUAUGAAUGGUAAAUUAUUCUGACCCAAAUAAUAAUAAACAAACGUAAAUAGCACGCCUUGUUGACUAAAAAAUUAAAGAAGAUUGAUUAAAAAAUAAAAGAAGUAAUAAGCAGCGUCCAUUAAAGAAAGUCCUGAAGAAUAUCGCGGUAUCAAAUCCCGAAAGGAUCGUUUGUUAUUCAAACUCGGUGGAAAGAAACUCAAUGAUAUAAGCUCCAUACCUUUAAGAGCAGUGGACGUCUUACUUAUGAAUUAAAAUUCGCUUCACUAUAUAAAAUAUAUUAAUAAUAACAAUCUGUAGGCAUAUUCCAAAAUGCUGGGUCCAAAACGAAUGCGUAAUGUAUGAUCUCCUAGUUAUAAAAAUAUAUCGUUUAUUAGCAAUUUGUACAUAUCUUAAUAGUCUACGACAAAUAUAAGAUUUCAACAUAAUCACGAUAAUUCUUAUUAUAUUAUAACGUCAACGAUUUUAAUGUAGUUCGUAAGUUUCAGAUUUUGAUAUAAUUAUAAAUUAUCUCCAAUUUUUAUAAAUUAAACGUUGAAAAUAUUAAUAAUAUUAGUUUUAACAAAAGUCAAUAGCUGAAACUUGAUUGCAAAGACACUUAGCUGCGUCAGUUUUUAAAUUUCAAUAAAUAAAUGAUUGACUUAAAUUUUAUUAUAACUGUUGAAUAUAGAUAAAUGUAAAGUUCUGUGCUGAUUCUCGUAUAUCCAAUCUCUAAACUUAAAUAAGGAGGUGUUCUAUGUUCCAAUGGAGCAGGAGUAACCAUAAACAAACAUUAGCUUGCCAUAUUCCACGAGAUUUGCUAAUAGUUCUGCUGUAUUAUGCACUACAAACAUUUGAUUAUUGUCUAUUUUAAUACAAAACUUUUCCACUCACUAAUUUCACAGAUUAUAUAGAUCUUAACCAACAAUGUCAUGUCAAUUGAAGGCCAGAGACGUUUAUUUAUCUUUACUCCUUCCAUCAUUGCCAUCGGCUGUAGUAAUAUAGCUGUGUCAAAUUAGUUUAAGUAUUGUGUUAAACUGGUUUGGCACCGUUGUUUUAAAAUAUUUAGUAACUAUAAGUUCAGUUCGAUUGGGUUUGUAAAUAUUUGAGGUGCCAUGCAAUGUACCAAAAAUUGAGUAUGUUUUACCUUCGAAGUUCCUCUUGUCUUUACACGAAAUAUCUUGUGAUCUUAUUUGUAAGUUCAAAUGUGUAACAUAAAGUACAAAAUAAAAAAAUAUUUUGCACCGA
Molecule: messenger RNA, 3911 nt
Organism: Vanessa atalanta (red admiral)
Lineage: Eukaryota; Metazoa; Arthropoda; Insecta; Lepidoptera; Nymphalidae
Product: zinc finger protein 624-like
Exons: 11
Coding region: 571-2217 (548 amino acids)
Biological process (GO): regulation of transcription by RNA polymerase II
Molecular function (GO): DNA-binding transcription factor activity; RNA polymerase II cis-regulatory region sequence-specific DNA binding
Source: RefSeq, a predicted model, not a curated record